Molecule: messenger RNA, 1149 nt
Organism: Arachis stenosperma
Lineage: Eukaryota; Viridiplantae; Streptophyta; Magnoliopsida; Fabales; Fabaceae
Product: probable serine/threonine-protein kinase PBL21
Exons: 4
Coding region: 1-1149 (382 amino acids)
Biological process (GO): protein phosphorylation
Molecular function (GO): ATP binding; protein kinase activity
Source: RefSeq, a predicted model, not a curated record
AUGAGCUGCUUCUCUUGCCUUGUUGAUGAUGAUCACCACGGGAAGCAUGGGCCCGGGGAGAUGAACAGAAUGGAAUUAUUAAUUGAGAACUACUUUAAGAAGAAUAAUACAGGGAGAGGGCGGAAGAAGAAGAAGCAGGAUCGGGGUGAAAGCAAGACAGACGCUGCCAUCAGCUUUGGUUUUCGGGAGCUUGAAUGGGCAACCGACACUUUCAAGGAAGCCAACUUGAUUGGGGAAGGCGGUUUUGGAAGGGUUUACAAGGGUCGUCUUUUGACAGGCCAGGUGGUUGCUGUAAAACAAUUAAAUCAUGACGGGCAUCAAGGUUUUCAAGAAUUUGUGACAGAGGUGCUUAUGCUUAGCCUCCUCCACCAUUCUAAUCUCGUUAACUUGAUUGGCUAUUGCACCGAUGGUGAGCAGAGGCUGUUGGUGUAUGAAUAUAUGCCCAUGGGUAGCCUUGAAGAUCAUCUUUUUGCAGCAGAUCCUACAUUGAAUAAUAAGGAAGGAGGGCUAAGUUGGAUAACUCGAAUGAAAAUCGCGGCCGGGGCUGCUCGUGGGCUGGAGUAUCUCCAUUGCAAAGCAAAUCCACCUGUUAUCUAUCGCGACUUGAAAUCGGCGAAUAUCUUAUUAGACAAUGAUUUCAACCCAAAACUCUCAGAUUUUGGGCUCGCCAAGCUAGGGCCUGUUGGAGACAACACCCAUGUUUCCACCAGAGUCAUGGGAACGUACGGCUACUGCGCCCCCGAAUAUGCCAUGAGUGGAAAAUUAACUCUUAAAUCCGAUAUUUACAGCUUUGGUGUUGUCUUGCUCGAGUUGAUCACUGGUCGUAAGGCCAUGGAUUUCACUAGAAAACAAGGCAGCCAAAACUUAGUUUCAUGGGCUCGUGCUUUCUUAAGUGACAGGAAAAAGUUUAGGCAAAUGGUUGACCCUCGAUUGCGGGGAAGCUAUCCUGUGCGUUGCAUGCAUCAUGCGAUUUGUAUAACCGCAAUGUGUCUGCAGGACCAACCAAUUUUUCGUCCACAUGUUCGUGAUAUUGUUGCUGCACUAGAUUACAUAGUUUCUCAGAGUAUUCUUGAACUCGAUAAGCAUGGAAGACUGUCUGACACCAACUCAUCACAACAAGAACCACAACCGCAAAUUGCCACAAGUUAA